CUUUGAUUGACUCAAAACCAAAUUGAAUAAUUGAUUGAAUUGCAUUCGCAUUGGUUCAGGUCCAAAAACAGGAAUCUAGAUUCACACAUGACUAGCAGUAGCAGAUUGGAUGAGGAAUUUAUCUUGCUAUUACAAAUGGCAUAUUGCACAGUUAAAAUCGUAAAGGUUCUGUGGUACCGGUACCUCGAAGUCGAAAAGCCUCCAGCAGUGAUGACGGUUAACUCUACGGCUGGUCAAAGUUCCGUCACAUCGGUUGCUGCCGCUAAGCGACCCAGUCACUUAGCCGUGACCCCGACUGCCAUGCGAACCCUUAGCACAGUACCUGAGUUGCGACCUGUCAGUCCACGCGGCGCCAGUCAGCCGCUAGUCUCAUCAACGUUACUGCCAUAUCCAUCGAUGACGUUGGCUCGUCUUCAAGGACAAUUGGAACCAGAACCUCCAGCAGUGAUGAUGGUUUACUCCACGGCUGGUCAAAGUUCUGUCACAUUGGUUGCUGCCACUGAACGACCCAGUCACUUAGCCGUGACCCCGACUGCCAUGCGAACACUUAGCACAGUACCUGAGUUGCGACCUGUCAGUCCACGCGGCGCCAGUCAGCCGCUAGUCUCAUCAACGUUACUGCCAUAUCCAUCGACGACGUUGGCUCGUCUUCAAGGACAAUUGGAACCAGAUCUGUGGUACCUCGAAGUCGAACAGCCUCCAGCAGUGAUGAUGGUUUACUCCACGGCUGGUCAAAGUUCUGUCACAUUGGUUGCUGCCACUGAACGACCCAGUCACUUAGCCGUGACCCCGACUGCCAUGCGAACACUUAGCACAGUACCUGAGUUGCGACCUGUCAGUCCACGCGGCGCCAGUCAGCCGCUAGUCUCAUCAACGUUACUGCCAUAUCCAUCGACGACGUUGGCUCGUCUUCAAGGACAAUUGGAACCAGAUCUGUGGUACCUCGAAGUCGAACAGCCUCCAGCAGUGAUGAUGGUUUACUCCACGGCUGGUCAAAGUUCUGUCACAUUGGUUGCUGCCACUGAACGACCCAGUCACUUAGCCGUGACCCCGACUGCCAUGCGAACACUUAGCACAGUACCUGAGUUGCGACCUGUCAGUCCACGCGGCGCCAGUCAGCCGCUAGUCUCAUCAACGUUACUGCCAUAUCCAUCGACGACGUUGGCUCGUCUUCAAGGACAAUUGGAACCAGAUCUGUGGUACCUCGAAGUCGAAAAGCCUCCAGCAGUGAUGAUGGUUUACUCCACGGCUGGUCAAAGUUCUGUCACAUUGGUUGCUGCCACUGAACGACCCAGUCACUUAGCCGUGACCCCGACUGCCAUGCGAACACUUAGCACAGUACCUGAGUUGCGACCUGUCAGUCCACGCGGCGCCAGUCAGCCGCUAGUCUCAUCAACGUUACUGCCAUAUCCAUCGACGACGUUGGCUCGUCUUCAAGGACAAUUGGAACCAGAUCUGUGGUACCUCGAAGUCGAAAAGCCUCCAGCAGUGAUGAUGGUUUACUCCACGGCUGGUCAAAGUUCUGUCACAUUGGUUGCUGCCACUGAACGACCCAGUCACUUAGCCGUGACCCCGACUGCCAUGCGAACACUUAGCACAGUACCUGAGUUGCGACCUGUCAGUCCACGCGGCGCCAGUCAGCCGCUAGUCUCAUCAACGUUACUGCCAUAUCCAUCGACGACGUUGGCUCGUCUUCAAGGACAAUUGGAACCAGAUCUGUGGUACCUCGAAGUCGAAAAGCCUCCAGCAGUGAUGAUGGUUUACUCCACGGCUGGUCAAAGUUCUGUCACAUUGGUUGCUGCCACUGAACGACCCAGUCACUUAGCCGUGACCCCGACUGCCAUGCGAACACUUAGCACAGUACCUGAGUUGCGACCUGUCAGUCCACGCGGCGCCAGUCAGCCGCUAGUCUCAUCAACGUUACUGCCAUAUCCAUCGACGACGUUGGCUCGUCUUCAAGGACAAUUGGAACCAGAUCUGUGGUACCUCGAAGUCGAAAAGCCUCCAGCAGUGAUGAUGGUUUACUCCACGGCUGGUCAAAGUUCUGUCACAUUGGUUGCUGCCACUGAACGACCCAGUCACUUAGCCGUGACCCCGACUGCCAUGCGAACACUUAGCACAGUACCUGAGUUGCGACCUGUCAGUCCACGCGGCGCCAGUCAGCCGCUAGUCUCAUCAACGUUACUGCCAUAUCCAUCGACGACGUUGGCUCGUCUUCAAGGACAAUUGGAACCAGAAACCAUGAUGUGGGAGGAGUUGCAGAUGGAGGCAAAGAGAGAAGAUCUGCCCGGAGCGAGGGCCGGACACUCCGCAGUAGCGAUUAACUCUCGCAACUACAUCUGGUCUGGCCGAGAUGGCUAUAAGAAGGCCUGGAACAACCAGGUUUGCUGUAAAGAUCUGUGGCACCUCGAAUUUGAAAAGCCUCCAGCAGUGGGGGGAAUCCAGUUGUUCGCAUCUGAAAUAAACUUUCUGGAGGUGAACUGGCCAGCUCUCCCACAAGUCGAGCACUACAUUCUACAAGUGCAAAAGCAGAGCCAUUAUGACAUGAACAUCAAGAUUCAAGACGCACCGUUGUUGCGACAGUCUUCCAUGCCUGUUAGUGUUCCUGUGCAAGCCCCGCAAGCAAGAAUAAACAAACGUUUGCCCAAACAGAUUUCACGAUCUCAAUCUGGACCUGCAGCUUUGCCUCACGUUCCGAUGUCGCUUUCCUCACGAACUCCACCUCAGAAUUACAGUCCGCAAAUUACAUCACUUCAUGAUAAAAAUUCAGUGGAGCCAAAACGUCGCUAUAGGCAGUCAAAUAAGCCCUCAACGCUGAAGCGUCUCCAAAAAGGGCGCAACAUUGGAUCUCCUACAUAUCGAGUACCUUCUUUGCCUAGCACUGUCAGCGGAAUCGUACCAUUUACACCCCAUCCCGGUGGUGACUUGUUGAGGGAGACGCAACCAAUGAGAUUCUCCUCACCCCAGUCGCAACCUAGAGCUAAAAGACCUUCCAAAUCUAAAGUUAGUGUUUGUAAACCCAUCCUCAUCACAAUAGAGUAUCAGUAUCAGUAUAGUAUUAGUAUCAGUAUCAGUAUCAGUAUCACUAUCAGAAAGAGUAUCAGUAUCAUUAUCAGUACCAGUAUCAGUAUCAGUAUCAGUUCAGUUUUUCGAGAAUAAUCAAAUUUGUCCACUUUAGCAAAGGCUGCCAUCCUGGAAAAUGGCCGAGAAACUAUAAACACACUGCAAGGUUCCACUUAAAAACUUAUUGUUCCCAAACCAUUCCCUCUAGAUAAGUCUAAUUAGUCUUAGAUUCAUCGCUAUAAUACUAUCUACAAGAAAAUACCAUAUUAGUACAGGCGCUAGGUGCAGUUGAGUAUGCAUGAAAAGAGUCAGGGAUUUUGACUUUUUAUUUUGGUAAUGGGGACCUA
Molecule: messenger RNA, 3410 nt
Organism: Macrosteles quadrilineatus (aster leafhopper)
Lineage: Eukaryota; Metazoa; Arthropoda; Insecta; Hemiptera; Cicadellidae
Product: mucin-2-like
Exons: 12
Coding region: 88-3159 (1023 amino acids)
Biological process (GO): chromatin remodeling; regulation of DNA-templated transcription
Cellular component (GO): histone methyltransferase complex
Molecular function (GO): protein binding; transcription coactivator activity; sequence-specific DNA binding
Source: RefSeq, a predicted model, not a curated record